AACAAAUCCAAAUCACGGGGCAAAUUUUCUUCGUGCGAAAGUUGAAACCAAUAAGCGGUGAUGGGGUUUUACCUGGAUGAGGAAGAGGUCUGGAAGUGUCCCAAGCAUCCAUCGAAACGACGCCGUACAGGAAUUUGCCCCACCUGCCUUCGCGACCGCCUCGCUACUCUCUGCCCUGACUGCGCCCACGUCCGGCCAUGUUCCUGCUCCGCCGCCGCUACCUCCUCCUCUCCCUCCUUCUCCGCCUUUGCUUCCGUUUCUCGAUCCUCCCUCGCAGGUGACGUCGCCGGAGGACUGAAAAGAUCACGGUCCGUUGCGAUUCCGUUUCUCCGUUCGAGGUCGAGGUUCCCCGCGGGAGACGGAGAGUUGGAUUGUGACGGCGCCGCGGUGAAAGAUGUUCCCGGUCUGACCAGAAGCCGGUCGACGAGGUGGUUUUGGUCGAUGUUCAAGCCACCGAAGAGCAAUCGGAACGGAGUGCCAGAGCAGAAUUGUCAGAGUGUCGUGGGGGAAGACGAUGAGAAGAGUGUGGACGGAAAAAUGGCAACACUGAUGAAGUCGAGGUCGGUGGCAGUUUCCGGCGGCGUUGGAGAAAUCAGAGGAGCGAGGAAGAGAAGGGGAUGGAACUUUCCGAGUCCAAUGAAGGCUUUCAGGCAAUCCAAUAGGAGCUCUAAAAUCCUUCAGGAAGCUGUGGCUUGUGCAUAGAGGCGAAAAUCUGUAGAUAAAAAUAAAAUGCUUGUUAUAUGAAAUGAGUACUGCUGACUAAUAUUGUAUGGUAUCGAAGAUUAAGUGCAUAGCUCCUAACCCCUAACUCCAAUUCUGAGGCCUGAUAAAUCUCAGAGUGGUGCAUCAAUUGUGUUGGCAGGGAAAACAGAAAAAGAGGAUGCAGUAUUGCAGUAUAACAUGUUCUCCUCGCGUUUCAUUUCAUUUGAGAGAAAGUUAGUUAAAUUACAUAUACUGUUUCAAUUAAGCAACUCUAUAUUAAUGUUUUGUCUCAUGAGUGAAAACUCUAAUUUUAUCA
Prosopis cineraria is the source of this 1018-nucleotide messenger RNA. RefSeq lists its product as uncharacterized. Bases 61 to 702 code for a protein of 213 amino acids. The transcript has a single exon. The record is from RefSeq and is a predicted model, not a curated record. Lineage: Eukaryota; Viridiplantae; Streptophyta; Magnoliopsida; Fabales; Fabaceae.